Messenger RNA from Thelazia callipaeda (thelaziosis nematode), 2430 nucleotides. Lineage: Eukaryota; Metazoa; Nematoda; Chromadorea; Rhabditida; Thelaziidae. The record is from the annotation of a GenBank genome assembly.
AUGGCAACUUGGGAGGAUUAUCUGGCAAAUCAAGCCAACAUUGAUGGUGUACAAAUGACAUGGAAUCUAUGGCCACAUUCACGAGUGGAUGCGCAACGUUUAGUUGUACCUCUCGGCGCAUUUUUUACUCCUCUCAAGGAACGUCCUUCUGAUCAACCUCAUCAGCCACCGCUUGAAUAUGAUCCUGUUUUGUGUCAGAAAGCAACUUGCAAAGCAGUGUUAAAUGCUUUAUGCACUGUUGAUUUCCGAAAUAAGACUUGGACAUGCCCAUUUUGUAAUCAGCGUAACCCUUUUCCACCACAUUAUAGCAUGAUUGCUGAAAAUAAUCGCCCUCCUGAACUCUAUCCCCAGUUUACAACGAUCGAAUAUACUUUGAAAAAAGCUACAACAUUACCCCCAAUAUUUUUGUUUGUGGUCGACACGUGCAUCGCAUCUGAAGAGUUGAAAGCAUUAAAAGAAUCUAUCCAAACGGCGCUUUCGCUUCUUCCUGCUGAUGCUCUUGUUGGUUUGAUAACUUAUGGUAGAAUGAUUGAGCUACAUGAGCUCAAUGUCAGUGGUAUAAUGCGAGCAUAUGUUUUCAAGGGUACAAAAGAAGUCAGUCAGAAACAGAUUCGAGGUGUAUUAACCAUGAACAUGGAUCGAUCAGGAAUUAGCAGUGGAGGCGCAAAUUCAAAUCAGCAAAUAAAUUCUGGAGGAAGUUCUACACAGCAAAGACAUGGGUUUCCUUUAGGAUCUGCUGUCGCACUUGGAGGUGGUCCUGCCAUGGUACAUGGAAUGACUGGAAAUCCUUGUCUUCCAUUUAACAAGUUUCUUCAGCCAAUUAGUGAUUGUGAAGUGUCAGUAAACGAUUUAAUCGAACAAAUCGUACCAGAUCGUUGGCCCGUUUCACAAGGACAUCGUCCUCUUCGGUCAACAGGCAGUGCUCUUGCUGUUGCUGUUACCCUGCUGGAAGUGAAGAUUUUUCAAGCUUAUAAGAAUGAAUUAUCUCGAAUAAUGUUAUUCAUUGGUGGUGCAUGUACUCAAGGACCGGGAGCUGUAGUAGGAGAAGAACUAAAAAACCCUAUACGUUCCUGGCACACAAUCAAAGAGGAAAAUGCACUUUACAUGAAGAAAGCUACAAAAUUCUAUGAUGGCUUGGGUGCACGGGCAGUGAAAAACGGUCAUGUAAUUGAUAUUUAUUCCUGUGCACUCGAUCAAACAGGCUUACAUGAAAUGCAUGCUUGCUUCAACACUACUGCAGGAAAUGUAGUUAUGGGGGAUAGUUUCAAUUCUUCACUUUUUAAGCAGACAUUCCAGCGAGUUUUCGAAAAAGAUAGUCAUGGUUUUCUUAAGAUGGGAUUUAAUGCUACGAUGGAAGUCAAAGUUGGCAAUGGUUUAAAAAUCGAAGGUGUUCUUGGUUGUUGUGCAAAUGGUUCUGUGAAGAAUGCAUUUGUAUCAGACACAGAAAUGGGUAUUGGCGGCACAUGCCAGUGGAAGUUCUGUUCAAUAAAUCCUAAAACAACUAUCGCUGUACUAUUUGAGAUUGUUGCACAGCAUGGAUCGACGGUUCCUCAAGGUUCGCAUGGAAUGAUACAGUUUGUAACUCAGUAUCAACAUCCUGAUGGCCGAAAACGGAUUAGAGUUACAACUACGUGUAGGAAUUGGAGUGAUAUGGCUACUCAGCAACAGAGCAUCGCUUAUGGUUUUGACCAGGAAGCUGCAGCAGUAAUGAUGGCUCGGUUGGCAUCGUGGCGAGCAUCAUCCGAAAAUGACACUCCAGAUGCAUUACGAUGGCUGGAUCGAAGCCUGAUUCGUCUUUGCCAAAAGUUUGGUGAAUAUCAUAAAGAUGAUCCAUCAUCAUUUUGCUUAUCAGAAAAAUUUUCAUUGUUUCCACAGUUUAUGUUCCACUUGCGGCGAUCCCAAUUUUUGCAAGUGUUCAAUAAUUCACCAGAUGAAACAUCAUAUUAUCGGCACAUUUUGAUGUCUGAAAAUGUAUUAGAAAGUACUACUAUGAUACAGCCUGUUUUAUUUGCUUAUUCUUUUAAUGGACCACCUGAGCCAGUUUUACUGGAUACUUCGUCAAUUCUUCCUGAUCGAAUUUUAUUGAUGGAUGAUUAUUUCCAUGUUUUGAUAUAUCAUGGGCAGACCAUAGCUGCUUGGCGAAAAAUGAACUAUCAUGAAGAUCCACAAUACUGUGCUUUCAAGCAGUUAUUGGAAGCUCCAGUAGCUGAUGCAACAACAAUAUUGCAAGAUAGAUUUCCAAUGCCACGUUAUAUCGUUACUGAAUAUGAAGGCUCUCAGGCUCGAUUUUUGUUGUCGAAAGUUAACCCGUCCUUGACACACAAUAAUCCCUAUGCUGCGGAAGGUGGUGCAGCAGUAUUUACUGAUGAUGUCUCGUUGCAAGUUUUCAUGGAGCAUCUUAAAAAGCUGGCAGUAUCCUCAUCCACUUAA